Molecule: messenger RNA, 948 nt
Organism: Dicrocoelium dendriticum
Lineage: Eukaryota; Metazoa; Platyhelminthes; Trematoda; Plagiorchiida; Dicrocoeliidae
Source: the annotation of a GenBank genome assembly
AUGGAAUACGGCAACGUAUGCUCCUACGGUGCCCGUAUAGGCGAUCUUCCAAAGCUUUUCGCCAACCAGAUACCGAAAGAAUUUUUCAUCUUAAAUGAAAACGAUGCACAAGCACUUGUGAACGACUCCUUAUCGAAGUUGUCAUCCAAUCCUGAAAUACACAAGCAGUUACAGGCUGAUUGCAGGUACAUUAUGCUGCUCCUGGUUCACUUUCUCAGCAUAGAUUCUUUGUUUGUUGAGGAUGAACAUAUCACACUAGAAGGUAUUCUGAAAGUGGUUCCUAAUCGUGAUUCGACUCUGAUGCCAUUGAAAACUUUGGAAUACUUGGAUUCCACUCCUGGAACAACAGAUGCGGAUCGGUCACCGUGUUAUCUAUUCGGGCGGAUUCCGAAACCUGAGGUGGAUUUAUCCUACAAAAACAUCGCUGAAGAAUCCCCAGAAUCCACCGAGGUUCUACAAGACGUCUUCGUCACUGUCAUGAUUUAUCGACCCACUUGUCUUCCCCUGUUGGAUAUAUCUACUCAAGUCCGUAAUCUAUCUGCAACCCAGAGAAUUGUUUUGUUGGGGUCUCAAAAACUAUCGGACUUGAAAGAUGCUAUCCGCUGUCCACAAGACAAGGUUUGGUUAGGAGAUUGUAGUGAUGCCUUGGAUGACCCUGUCCUUCACAUACCCGCAGAAAAACUGUACAAGUCAUCUUAUUUCUUCAUCGAGAAUACCUUCUACGAUGACCUUCGUCAUCCAGAGAAUCACAAGCUAAGCAAGACACUAUUGGAGUGGAUCCGCAGUAAAACUGAAUUUAAUUCAAUGGGUACUUUCACUUCUUCCUCCAUGGACACCGCAGUGUUGAACGACCUGAUCAUCUUCCCUGGUAAACCUUAUUACUACGUGCAUCAGGGAAACUGCGAACAUCUGGUCAUCUUCUCUGAUAUCAGGAAGGUUGGCAAAUAA